UUAAUUUUCACUAAAAUGAAUCAAUGUGUGAAAGUGUGGUUUGAUUACAUGUUCCAACAGCCUGCCAUACUGUGCGUGCUGAGACACUCCGCGGCUCGACGACAUCUGCGAUGGAUUAGUUGUGCCUUGAUUGCUAAAUUUCCUGGUUGGAUUUCUCUGUUAUCCGAACCUCGUGACUGUUUUUGUUUACUGGCCAUCGUUAUCGGAUGUUUGGCACCUCGGGUGGAUUUAAGGGAGAAGCAGAACGACUCGGUGGCGGAGCUGCUCACACCGGGAAGAGGACCGUUUGGCUAUGAGACAUCGGGAGUCAUGGCGGGUCGGCACCGGGUCACCGCGCUCUCUGUCGGCGUGUUGUUGUUGAUGAUGUCGGCUCGGAGCAGCGGGAGACCCGAGAAAUGUCUCGGCAACAAGUCCUGUCGGAGACCUCCUGUCGUCCUGAUCCCGGGGGAUCUGGGAAACCAGCUGGAGGCGAAGCUGGACAAGCCCAGCGUGGUCCAUUACAUCUGCUACAAGAAGACCGACUUCUUCUUCACCCUGUGGCUCAAUCUGGAGCUGCUGGUCCCCGUCGCCAUCGACUGCUGGAUCGACAACAUCAGGCUGAUCUAUAACGGGACCACGCGCACCUCCUCCUCUCCUCCUGGUGUGAACGUCCGAGUCCCAGGCUUCGGAAAAACGUAUUCGCUGGAAUACCUGGACCCCAGCAAACGCAGCGUUGGCAUGUAUUUCUUCAGCAUAGUGCAGGCGAUGGUGGAGUGGGGCUACACCAGAGACGACGACGUCAGAGGAGCUCCUUACGACUGGAGGAAAGCUCCGAACGAGAAUAAAGAAUAUUUCCUGGAUCUGCAAAAGAUGAUUGAGGAGAUGGCAGAGGAGGCCGGAGGGCCCGUGGUGCUCAUCGCUCACAGCAUGGGGAACAUGUACACCCUGUUCUUCCUCAACCAGCAGCCGCAGGCGUGGAAGGACAAAUACAUCAAGGCCUUCGUCAGUCUGGGACCUCCGUGGGCCGGCGUGGCCAAAACGCUCCGCGUGGUUACGUCUGGCGAUAACAACCGCAUCCCGGUCAUCAGCUCACUGAAGAUCCGAUCCCAACAACGUUCUGCCGUCUCCACCAACUGGCUCCUUCCUUACGCCCACUCCUGGCCCGAAGAUCAGGUUCUCGUCCAAACCCCCACCGCCAACUACACGCUGCAGGACUACGAGCGACUCUACGCCGACAUCGGUUUCCACGAAGGCUGGCAGAUGCGUCUGGACACCGAGCCGCUGGUGUCCGACCUCAGGGCCCCCGGCGUGGCCGUCCACUGUCUCUACGGCGCCGGCGUCCCCACUCCUGAGACCUUCCAGUACUCCGACAAGUUCCCCGACGUGGAACCGACGGUGGGGUACGGCGAUGGCGACGGGACGGUGAACCUGCGGAGCGCUGUUCAGUGUAAACGUUGGGCGGGGAGACAGAAGCAACCCGUCGUCCUCAAAGAGCUGACGGGCAACGAGCACGUGGACAUGUUGACGAACUUCACGACGGUGGCCUACAUCAAAACCGUGCUGUUCUCGCCGUGACUCGUUUACCCUCCCAAGUGUUCGCCUGGACUCUGACCGCCAAAGAUUCAGGGUUCGUGUCGUCAGACGCGACUAAAAGUGUUCCUGUUGUAUCGGAGAGAUGCUAAAUGUUUCUGUAGCCCUACGAUGUUUUUCUACUGGUCUCAGAUUUACAAAAUAUCAAUGUAACUUUUUAUUUCACCUGCACUAUGACUAAAAUAUUGAUUUAUAUGUAUAAAUGUGUCAAAGCCCAGGGAUGUGCUGUCUGUGCCAAUACCUGCCAGAGCUGAUGGGUUCUGUCGGAGCCGGAGGCGUCUGAUUAUUUAAUCCGAUGUGUAAAGCACACACUAAUCAGCACCGUGAAACCUUAGAUUUCUGGUAUCUCUGGUGAUUUCCACUUAAAUGUUUUCCAUGCAGCCACGCGGAUCCCCAGAGGUGGGUUUGUUGUUAGAAUUAUGUCUUAUUAACCGAAAGAAAAUGAACUUUAUUCUAAGUUUAAUCACCACCAGGAGGAGAACUCCUCUGUAUUGUUUAAGGAAAGCUAUAGGAUGCUGUUGGAGUUCUUAGGAACAAUGUGACCUGGUCAUGAAAAGCAUCAGGGUUCCUCCUGUCGGCUCGUUCCAGAACCCACGAAAGAACCCUUUCCUCUUUUCUGUUUCAUUUCCUGAUUCUCUGAAAGCUUUGGCUCAAGUUUGACUUGAUCCAGACAGGAAGUACGGCUAAGACGCACGGAGAGGUAAUUAGACGAUGUGAAACUCGCCGCCUGUUCUGGAGACGUUCUGACCUGAGUGACUGUACCCUGCCAUAACGCUCCCAGUGGGCCAGACCAAAACGGUUCCUCUGAAGGAUCCCAGCUGCUGUGAGCUGUCAGAAAUGUGUGUUAAACGUGCUGCCUUUUACUGAGUAAACUAUUUGCAUGGCA
Molecule: messenger RNA, 2455 nt
Organism: Nothobranchius furzeri (turquoise killifish)
Lineage: Eukaryota; Metazoa; Chordata; Actinopteri; Cyprinodontiformes; Nothobranchiidae
Gene: pla2g15
Product: phospholipase A2, group XV
Biological process (GO): ceramide metabolic process; phosphatidylcholine metabolic process
Cellular component (GO): lysosome
Source: RefSeq, a predicted model, not a curated record